CAAAUUAUGGGUCGAAGCGAGAAGGAUGCCCUGACUGCUACCCAGAUUAUGUAUCCCCUCAUGCAGUGUGCUCAUAUAUUGUUUCUCAAGGUAGACAUAUGCCAGAUGGGUUUGGAUCAAAGAAAGGUGAAUAUGCUUGCUAGAGACUAUUGUGAGGCCAGCAAAAGGAAUAGCAGGCCAAUUAUUCUAUCACGCCAUAUGUCGUCUGGUAUUAAAGAAGGUCAGCAAAAAAUGUCAAAGAGCGAUCCAUCCUCGGCUAUUUUUAUGGAAGACAGUGAGUCUCAGGUGAAUGAGAAGAUAAGACUGGCUUUCUGCCCUCACAAAGUUACUGAAGGAAAUCUAUGCUUGGAGUACAUCGAGUACAUAGUCUUGCCCAAGUCUGGAAGGUUUGCUGUGCUUUGCAAGGAAACUGAUGGCAGUAACAGGGCCUACAGUAAAAUAGAACAACUCCAUGAAGAAUACCGUAGUGGCACUCUUCACCCUGAUGAUGUGAAGCUCGCUCUCGCAAAAGCAAUAAACGAGAUAUUGCAGCCUGUUCGCGAUCACUUUGAAAAGCAUCCUGACGCCCAAGCUCUGCUUGAUACUGUCAAGGCGUACAGAAGAACCGGUGGGUCUCAAAUGCAGAGUGGAGGUGAUCAUACCAGCAAGGAACCUGAACGCCGUAGUGCCUGA
Messenger RNA from Panicum hallii, 672 nucleotides. RefSeq names its product tyrosine--tRNA ligase 1, cytoplasmic-like. Bases 7 to 672 code for a protein of 221 amino acids. Gene Ontology annotation, biological process: tRNA aminoacylation for protein translation. Lineage: Eukaryota; Viridiplantae; Streptophyta; Magnoliopsida; Poales; Poaceae. The record is from RefSeq and is a predicted model, not a curated record. Gene Ontology annotation, molecular function: tyrosine-tRNA ligase activity; ATP binding. The transcript is spliced from 7 exons.